Branchiostoma floridae (Florida lancelet) is the source of this 1392-nucleotide messenger RNA. Its product is annotated as gigasin-6-like. The coding region runs from base 322 to 1392 and encodes 356 amino acids. The record is from RefSeq and is a predicted model, not a curated record. NCBI's taxonomy places the organism in Eukaryota, Metazoa, Chordata, Leptocardii, Amphioxiformes, Branchiostomatidae. The transcript is spliced from 3 exons.
AUGCGCGCGCGGUUGUCACCCAUAUAAUCAAAUUAACAUGGCCCUGUGUACACAUUUUCCCAGUCCGAAGAAUACCUGAAAUUUCAAUGGAUUUUAGGUAAUCUCGAGAAAAGAGAUGGGUUACACAUUGCUAUCUUUAGGAUUCAACUAUCAUUAUAAUGGUGCUGUUACACAAGGUUGUUGUUUCCAGAAGAAUGACGUGUUAUUUUUAAAGACAGAUUUAAAUCCACAAGUCUCAGGGAGUGGGAACUAAGCUAGCCUCUCUCUGUCUUAGUUAAUAGGAGUUGUCACACAGGGUGCAGUAGUCGUGCCACUAUAGAAAUGAUGGCGAACCGUCAGCUUGUGUUCCUAUUCUCUUCCAUGCUUCUGGUAGUCUUUUCCCCGACCGUUACAGAAAUGUUAGAACAAGACCUUGCCGACUUGGACAGUUUUAUACAAUCCCUCAUGGCUUGCGAGAGUAAACCAACCGUUGGCCUGUCCAUUUCAGUCGUUAAAAACGGAGACGUGGUCUUUUCUAAGGGGUACGGCAAGCGGGACUUGAACCAGGGUCUCCCGGUCGACAACAAGACUAUCUUCGGCCUCGGGUCCAUUUCCAAAUCCUUCACGGCGACUCUCUUGGCGAGCGUUCUCGCUGAGAGAGAUGACGUCACAUGGGACACGCCGUUAGUCGACAUACUGGGGCGCGAUUUCAGUUUUCAAGACGAAUUUCUGACGAAGAAGACAACUCUGCGCGACGUUCUUUCCCACAGGACCGGACUGCAGAGGUUUUCGUUACAGUUGUUACAGUACGGGAUGGACAUAGACAGGGCGGAGUUCGCAAGGAGGGUUCGCCACUUCUCCCAGGUCCAUCCCUUCCGCACGGUUUUCUCCUACAACAACUUCCUCUACACCCUGGCGGGGCACGUCGCCGAAAGGCUUGCCGGGAAACCAUUCGAACAGCUGUUACGGGAAAGGAUCCUCCUCCCUCUGGGUAUGAAUGACACCACGUUUCUCGCGGAUGCGCUUGAGGAAGGUGACUUCUCGAAUUCUGCCCAGUGCUACCUGACCUACAACAAGAAUGGAUCUUCCCUCACCCUCGAUCGAGAAGCCUUCAGAGGGUACAGCGCCGGGCCCUGCGCAUCAUCACCCCCGGAGGAAGACGCAGUGCUCAGUGUGCCCGACUUGCCCACACUGAAAGUCAGACGAGAGGAGGCAGCGGUACAGCUGGUUGAACGCAUGCUCAAGGAAGACCACCCCCUGCAUGACAUGGUUCCACCCACAAGAACAGGGGCCACGGGACUCACACUUAGAAACUCUAGGACAAUCAGUUUACCAAAAGCCCGUACUAAGAGAUUCAGUAAGUCAUUCCUCCAUAGCGCCAUCCGUCUAUACAACAAGAAGGUUACACAGUAG